Zea mays is the source of this 1396-nucleotide messenger RNA. RefSeq names its product transcription factor CSA. The coding region runs from base 301 to 1137 and encodes 278 amino acids. Gene Ontology annotation, cellular component: nucleus. The record is from RefSeq and is a predicted model, not a curated record. NCBI's taxonomy places the organism in Eukaryota, Viridiplantae, Streptophyta, Magnoliopsida, Poales, Poaceae. Gene Ontology annotation, biological process: regulation of DNA-templated transcription. The transcript has 2 exons. Gene Ontology annotation, molecular function: RNA polymerase II cis-regulatory region sequence-specific DNA binding; DNA-binding transcription factor activity, RNA polymerase II-specific.
GGUUGAAGCAGGAGACUGCCAAACCCACACGAGCGGCCUCUGCUCUCAGGUCUCAACCUGGUCCUGGACCCAUCCACGCCAGUCUCGCUCACUCCAGUCCUUCCUGGGCAGGCAAGGCAAGUUUGAGCCUACAAUGAUCCCGGCCCAUUGCCAUGUCCAUCUCUCUAAAAGGCUAGGCACUCGUCCAUCCAACACAAGCUGACAGAGAGAGCUAGCAACGCUCUGCAAGAUCCGCCAUCUAAACUUUGCAGCACUCUACUCCACCACUCUCCUCCGUCUGCGACUGCGACUAGGUCCCAAAUGGCCGCUCCACCGGUGGCCGCCGCUCUGUCUGCGCUCCAUGAGGCACAAGAGACCCACGGCCAUGACGACAGCCGCGCUGGGCACGCGAGAGGCCACUGGCGGCCAGCCGAGGAUGCCAAGCUCAAGGACCUCGUGGCGCUGUACGGCCCCAAGAACUGGAACCUCAUCGCCAGCAAACUCCACGGCAGAUCAGGGAAAAGCUGCCGGCUGCGGUGGUUCAACCAGCUGGACCCGCGGGUCAACCGCCGCCCGUUCUCGGCGGCGGAGGAGCAGCGGCUGGUGGCGGCGCACCGCGCCCACGGCAACAAGUGGGCGCUCAUCGCGCGCCUCUUCCCAGGCCGCACCGACAACGCCGUCAAGAACCACUGGCACGUCCUCACGGCGCGCAGGCAGCGGGAGCGGACCGGCGCGCCGCCGCGCCGACGCAAGCCCUCCUCGUCGUCACCCGCCGCCCACCACCACCGUGCACCAUCUCCUCUGCCGUUCUGCGCCGGCAAGGCCACCCGACCCCGCUCGUGCGGCGACGGCGACGGCGACGGCGGCGGGUCCGACGAGUCCGCGUCGUCCACCUCCUCCGGCACCGACCUCUCCUCCCUAGGCUCCGUGUGCGCCGCCGCCGUCCCCUGCUUCCACUUCCACCGCCGGCGCCAGAGCCAGAGCUCGUGCGACGGCACGACGUGCGCGUGCCUCCUCGGCUCCUCCUCGGCCUCGCCACUGCUGCGCUGCAUCAUGCUUCGCUCCGUUCCGUCGCCUGCAGCGGCUUCCGACGGCGGCGGAUGUGGAAAGCUCGCCGCCCUGCCCUUCUUCGACUUCCUGGGCGUUGGCGCGACGUGAUCGAUCGUAGCCCCAGUGAACACUGAUCAGGAUGAACUACGAAGCCAGGCUCACGUUCUCGACAAAAAAAAAGGAGUCUUUUACCGUCCAAAGAACAGAGUAGUUUACCUUUUUCUUUACUUGAAUAUGGUUUGAUUUGAAUUUUGGCAUAGGAUAUGCUGUAGAGGAGUCGUCCUGAACUCCGCGCGGCUGCCAUGCAUGCGCUAGCCACCCGGCCGGCCGGGAAUUCCCAGAGUCGUCAAAGACCGUCAUGUGAAAA